Messenger RNA from Apiotrichum porosum, 417 nucleotides. RefSeq lists its product as uncharacterized. The transcript is spliced from 2 exons. The record is from RefSeq and is a predicted model, not a curated record. Bases 1 to 417 code for a protein of 138 amino acids. NCBI's taxonomy places the organism in Eukaryota, Fungi, Basidiomycota, Tremellomycetes, Trichosporonales, Trichosporonaceae.
AUGGGGGAACCGUCAGGGGGGGGGGUCGACCAUGUUGAUGAAAGACGAGGGGAUGGAAACAGGGAAAAGGUGGAUGUGACAAGGAAAGUGGCCAAAGUGGAUGUCACAAGGAAAGUGCAAGGAAGGCUCCCUCAGCCAGAGCCUUCUUCCUUCGACCCUUCUCUUUGCCAAACAUGCCUCCCAGCCAUCACCACUCGACGUUCCGCUUACGCAGACACUAUACAAUGUACACUGUCGGACCCAUACUGGUGCGAUGCGCAUCACGGAUGCAACCACACACAACAGGCCGUCGUUCACCAGUAUCUCCAGCUGGCUAAGGUCACCAUCGAAGAGAAGCAGAAUGCCCAUAAGAGCUUCUUCCUGCGUGCGAAGAACACCGGUGUCGCUGCCGGAAAGGCGGCGGACCAGGAGAAGUGA